ACAAUAGUGUUAUCGGCGUUAUCGGCAGAAGCUAACCUGGUUAACCAGCGGGCCAAAUUCGCAGCGGGACAGACGGCGAGCAGACGGACGAGUAGCGCCAACGCGACCGCCACCAGUUGCUCCAAUCCAAUCCCAACCGAGCAGUGCCAGCUGUGCUCCACCUCUACAUCUCCUCCCCGCAGCUCCACGUGUCUCAGGUGAAAGCGAAAUAUCCAACAUGCAGUCGCAGGGAUUGCUCCUGGUGCUCCUGGUCCUACUGCCCUCGAUGGCCCUCGGUCUGCUGGAGGGCCUGUACUGUGGCAAGGAAAACUGCUAUGACGUGCUGGGAGUCACCAGGGAGUCGUCCAAGUCAGAGAUCGGCAAAGCCUACCGUCAACUGGCCCGACGCUAUCAUCCGGAUCUGCAUCGCGGUGCGGAAGCGAAGGCGACAGCAGAGACGCAGUUCAAACUAGUGGCCACCGCUUACGAAAUCCUGCGGGACGAGGAGUCGCGCACGGAUUACGACUACAUGCUGGACAACCCGGAUGCAUACUAUGCGCAUUACUAUCGCUACUACCGGCGACGCGUGGCGCCCAAGGUGGAUGUGCGUGUGGUGAUCGUGGUGGUGCUGACUAUUGUGUCCGUCAUUCAAUACUAUUCCGGCUGGCAGCGUUAUGAUUCGGCCAUCAAGUACUUUGCCACGGUGCCCAAAUAUAGAAAUCAGGCGCUAGACAUUGCCCGCGACGAGAUUCAGGAGAGGAUACAGAAGAAGGGCAAGAACCGGAUGUCAAAGAACGAUCAGCGAGAGGAGCUCGAGCGGAUCAUUCGGCGGGUGAUCGAGGAGAAGAUGGACGUGAAGGGCGGCUAUGCGAAGCCCACGUUGUGGGAUGUGCUGUGGGUGCAGCUGAUCAUCUGCCCGUACACGAUACUGGCGUUUAUCGUCUGGCAUGCCCAGUGGUUCUGGCGCUACACGGUGAUGAAGCAGCCGUACGGGCGGGAGCAAAAGCUUUACAUCAUUAGGAGAAACCUGGGCAUGGGCCAGCAUCAGUUCGAGGCGCAGGAUGACAAGCUCAUCGAGGAAUACCUGCAUCUGGAGCUGUGGAAGCGCGACAAUUUCGAUGCCUGGAAGGCGGAACAGGACGAGGAGAUGAAGAAGAAGCUCGCGGAAAAUCCGCGCUACAAGGCCUACAGGCGUUAUAUGAAGAACCACGGACCUGGUCGCAUCACCUUCGAGGACUAGCCGCCGCCGUUGCGAUGUUCAAGUUUUAUUGUUCCAUCUGAAGUCUGUUGUGUGUUUGUGUAAAACCGAUCCUUAUCCCUCGCCCUACCGUCUAAAUUUUGAUAUUUAUAUAUAUAUAUAGAUAUUUUUUGUACACCGACUAAACUAUGAAUUAUGUUAAUGCCCCGGUGUCCGCCGAAGGGCGAAGCGUUGACCCCGCCGGAGUGAUCCGCCAAAACCGGUUCGAGAGAACCUCGCCACAGUCGCCACUGGCCAGAGUGGUCGAACCACCCUAGAACAAUUAUCCCCCCAAACAUGGUCACAAAAGUCCACGUUGUGAGUCUAACUAACUUGACUAACCCGCGAUUAAUGUAAUAAACUAGAUAGAAUUUAA
Messenger RNA from Drosophila ficusphila, 1592 nucleotides. Its product is annotated as dnaJ homolog subfamily C member 25 homolog. The record is from RefSeq and is a predicted model, not a curated record. Lineage: Eukaryota; Metazoa; Arthropoda; Insecta; Diptera; Drosophilidae. The coding region runs from base 218 to 1219 and encodes 333 amino acids. Gene Ontology annotation, cellular component: endoplasmic reticulum membrane. Gene Ontology annotation, biological process: protein folding. The transcript has a single exon.